AUGAAUACACCAAACAUCACCAUGUUCAGACCUGAGCGCAGCGGGAGGACGUGCCGGCACUGCCUCUGCGGCAUCCAGUGGCCCCCGGACGCCUGCCCUCAGGCACUGCGCUCCCUGCGCCCCUGGAGCCAAGGUAAGAGGAGCCUCAGCUGCUUUUUGGUGUUUUGGAAGGUGAUACUGCUCCACACCACUAGCAGGCUGAAACAUCAAACACCUGGGAAGCCGGCCAAUCUGUCACUGGAAAUGAUCCCCAAUCAGCUGAGGGUCAGCUCUCCAGUGUCUAGGCAGGAACAAGAGACGCUGGAUGGCAGGACUGGCUCUGAGCAGGACAGAGACCGUGUCACUUCAGGGCACAGCCAGGAGCUAAAGUUGGAGCCCUGUUUCCAGACUGACUCUCUCUUGCCUUCCCCCAGUGUGUCCCUGAUAUCACAGCUCCUCAGCCACCCAAUGGCUGGCAGGAGCCUGGAUCCCACCAUCAUUUUCCCUUCCUCUCAGGCAGUGGCCCUGCCUCAGGACUACAAGUGUGGUGCAUCUCCUGGAGAAGGAGCGCAAACUGUGGCUUUCCCCAGGACCCGUGCCCCGGCUCCUGUGCCCUGUGCUGCUGGCAGGGAUCAGCUCUCUGACCAGCACCUACAGGACCAGCUCUCCAGGCAGCACCUACGAGCCAAACGGGCCAGGGUGGAGAGCAUCAUCCAAGGCAUGAGCCUCCUACCAACCCCUCAGGCAUUUGGCACCAGCCUGGAGGCAGCUUUUGGGCAUGAGAGGGAGAGGGGCGGUGAGAUGCCCCGGGAGAGUAAGAGGAAGCCGAGGGUUCCCCAGCAGGCCACAGGAGCAGCCGGGCAAGUGGCCCCCAUGGCAGGCAGCCCUCAGCAUGAGGGCUGCCAGGAGCUGAAGGAGCAGCUCUGCUUUUUAGAGCAGCAACUGAGGCGGCUUCAGGAGAAGUUCUCCCAGGUCUGCGACUCUGGGGACACUGCCCAAACCCAGGAAAGUGCUGAGAAAGUGCAUCCACUGCCUGAAAAGCCUGGAGACGGACCAGACGAGGGCAGCGCCACUGCCACCAGCGACGCACGCAAAGCACCUCUCUGGAAGAGUGUCCUGGAGGUGCGUGGUCUGGAGGAGGAGGAGGACAGCGGCGACACAGGUGGCCUGCCCUCAGCAGCGAGGGUCCUCUCGCAGGCGCUGAAGCACGAGCUGGCCGGGGUGACGUCGCAGGUGGUGGACUCUGUCCUGAAGACUGUCUGGCCGAAGGCAGCCAACCACCUUCUGCAGCAGCACCGCAGCCUCCCAGUGCCAGGGCCUGGUGUGAGGAGAGAGUAUUUUGCUGCUGGGAAAUGCAGAAAGCCACUUGCUAAGCCAUCUCCCAGGAAUGCACCAGGCUCCCUGGGCUCACCUCAGGCUGAGGCCCUGUCAGGAGCUUUGGGGAAGAGCCUGGGCUCUCAUGCUGGCUCCUUCGGUUCAAAGGGGGUCAGAAAACCCUCUCAGGUACCCAGCAUGGGUUAUUCGCUGGUCUCGGCUGCCCCAGUCCAGGACAGCCAGCUGCUGAGCCAGCUGCUGGGCUAUGGCCAGCACAGCCUCUGGGGCAGUAGCUCUCGUGGGAGCCCCUCUGCUCUGGAGAGGGGUCCUCUGGAGCCCCUCGACUUGCACUGGGGAACUGUCAAACUGAGGUCAUCGGUCGUGAGACAGCAGCAGCAGCAUCCCCUGCCCCUGAGCCCUGCUGACAUGGAGAGCCUGGCGCGGCUGCCGGCUGGCAGGGAUGGCUGCGGGGAGCUGCAGGCUGCGAUGGAUGGUGUGCCCUUCGCCUCCACCCAUAUGCAGGAGGCGCUGACCCCCGGCCACCUGAAGAAGGCCAAGCUGAUGUUUUUCUUCACCCGCUACCCUAGCUCCACUCUGCUGAAGACCUACUUCCUUGACGUGCAGUUCAGCCGCUGCAUCACCUCCCAGCUCAUCAAGUGGUUCAGCAACUUCCGCGAGUUUUACUACAUCCAGGUGGAGAAGUUUGCCCGGCAGGCCCUGGUGGAGGGCGUUGUGGAUGCUGGCACCCUCCGGGUCUCCCGGGACUCAGAGCUUUUCCGUGCCCUCAACAUGCACUAUAACAAGGGGAACGACUUUGAGGUGCCAGGGCGGUUCCUGGAGGUGGCCAGCCUGACGCUCCGGGAGUUCUUCAGUGCCAUCAGGGCGGGCAAGGAUGCUGACCCCUCCUGGAAGAAACCCAUUUACAAAAUCAUUUCCAAACUGGACAGCAACAUCCCUGAAGGGUUCAAAGCUGCUGCCUGCUCCCAGGAACUGCUCCGCAGCUGA
Haliaeetus leucocephalus (bald eagle) is the source of this 2298-nucleotide messenger RNA. It is a transcript of the gene PROX2, whose product is annotated as prospero homeobox 2. Lineage: Eukaryota; Metazoa; Chordata; Aves; Accipitriformes; Accipitridae. The record is from RefSeq and is a predicted model, not a curated record. The transcript is spliced from 7 exons. Bases 1 to 2298 code for a protein of 765 amino acids. Gene Ontology annotation, biological process: regulation of transcription by RNA polymerase II. Gene Ontology annotation, cellular component: nucleus. Gene Ontology annotation, molecular function: RNA polymerase II cis-regulatory region sequence-specific DNA binding; DNA-binding transcription factor activity, RNA polymerase II-specific.